AUGGCGGCAAAACUACUCCCUUACUCUUUGAUGACCAUCGCGACCCUUUCGGGCUUCAAGUACACAACGCAUUACCAGCACCCGAAGAGCUCUGAACUACCGUAUAUCCUCUUCACCCAUGGCUUCCCAUCGUCUGCAUACGACUGGAGACAUCAAGUAGAGUACUUUUCGAACGAAGGUUACGGCAUCAUUGCUCCCGACACCCUUGGCUACGGAAGCACCGACCAGCCUAUGGAUGUUCAUGCGUACACGCUGAGAAGUAUCGCUGACAGUUUAAUCGAAGUUGUCGACAAGGUGGCUGGGAAUGAGACGAGAGUCGUUGGGGUUGCACACGAUUGGUCAGCUAUAUACUCUCCUCUGAUACUACACGCUGCCUUUUCCCUCCAUGAUACUGCGAUCUCUGAGCCAUAUCAUACUGACCUACAGAACAGGGGCUCGGGUAUUCAAUCACGCCUCGCGAACUUCCACCCGGACAGAUUCUCUGCCUACGUCUUCCUGACGCCUUAUACCCUGCCAGGAUUCUUCAACGUCACUGAGGUCAAUAUUGCCACUAAAGCAGCUCUCGGCUACUCGACUCUUGGGUACUGGGAGUUCUUCAACAAGACCGAAGCUGGCCCAAUCAUCGGUUCGCACAAGACGCCAUUUGCAGACUUAUUGUAUCCAGAUACUAUGGAUGAAUGGAAGACGAAUCUAGGUCCAGUGGAUUCGACCGAGGCCUUCUUGACGAGUGGCAAAGACAUACCGCAUGCGCCAUAUGUAACCGAUGAGGAGCAGAAAAUCCACAACUCCAUCUUUGCACGGAAUGGCUACACUCCAGCUCUAGGCUACUACCGCGCCUCAAUGGCAGGCUACAAUACCGCAGACGGAGAAUCCAUCGACCCCAAGAAUCUCAACACGACUACACCGACAUUAUUCGUAGGCGCAACAAAAGAUCCGCUGUUGAUUCUCGACCAAGGCGUGAAGACGAUGCAGGCUUUCAACCCCAAAACCGUGGUCACGAACGUGGAGGCCGGACAUUGGAGUCAGCUUGAAGCGAAGGAUCAGGUGAAUAAGGUGAUCUUGAGUUUCUUGCAGGGAUUGGCUAUUAUUCACUUACUGGACAUUUGCCACGUGCCCCACCCCACUUCACUGCAAGGGGCAAAUUGUAUCCUGUACCAUCGAUUCCAAAAAACAUCGACCGAUUAUAUCUCCAACAUCCUCCUCCAAAUUUUCUACCAGAACAACAGCCCAUGA
Messenger RNA from Bacidia gigantensis, 1233 nucleotides. RefSeq lists its product as uncharacterized. The record is from RefSeq and is a predicted model, not a curated record. NCBI's taxonomy places the organism in Eukaryota, Fungi, Ascomycota, Lecanoromycetes, Lecanorales, Ramalinaceae. The transcript is spliced from 3 exons. Gene Ontology annotation, molecular function: catalytic activity. Bases 1 to 1233 code for a protein of 410 amino acids.